Messenger RNA from Ceutorhynchus assimilis (cabbage seed weevil), 425 nucleotides. Lineage: Eukaryota; Metazoa; Arthropoda; Insecta; Coleoptera; Curculionidae. The record is from the annotation of a GenBank genome assembly.
GAUAAAUUUACCUGUACCUAUAAACCUCCUUAUCUGUUAAAAUUCAGCGCCAGGUAGAAACAUGAGGUGCUAAAAAUGUCAAACUAUUGCCAUUUUAUAUUUCAAAAAAAAAAGAUAUAUUGUCGUGGAUUAUGACUAUGGCCAGGGGUAACCAGCGUGAAUUAGCAAGAGAAAAGAACUUGAAGAAGCAAAAUGCUCCAAAGAAAAAAGAUGACAUGCCACUAGAAAAGAGAAAAGCGCGAGACACUGCGGCCCUUCAGCAGAAACAAAAGGCUCCCAUCAACUCCCACGAGACGAAAGUAGAAAAAAGUUCACGGAAAAAAGCGAAGUGAAAAUUCCGCUACAAAAAAAUUUAAUGUGAAUUCAAUAUUCCGGAAACAAUUAUGUAAAUUAUUUAUCUAUGAAGGUUAACAUCAUUAUAAAAC